This is a messenger RNA of Guyanagaster necrorhizus, 1148 nucleotides long. RefSeq names its product Ribokinase-like protein. Lineage: Eukaryota; Fungi; Basidiomycota; Agaricomycetes; Agaricales; Physalacriaceae. The coding region runs from base 12 to 1034 and encodes 340 amino acids. The record is from RefSeq and is a predicted model, not a curated record. The transcript is spliced from 8 exons.
CUUCUUCAAGGAUGAGCCCUGCGAUGCACGGAUACGGGACACCACAGUUUGUUACCCUCGGGAUGUUUAUCAUCGAUGAGUUUUCUUUCCUCGAUGAUGACGGAAACCCGACGGGAAAAGAACUUUCUCCUCAGAUCGGCGGUGGUGGCACUUAUGCAGCUCUCGGGGCACGUAUAUGGCUCCCUCCGGAUAAGAUUGGAAUGAUAGUCGAUAGAGGUAAUGACUGGCCAUCUGACAUCCAAAAGGAGCUCGAUAAAUAUGGCCAUGAGAUGUGGAUGUAUCGCGAUCAACUUUCAACGCGUACCACCCGCGCUCUCAAUUCUUAUAUGGGCGAUCACCGAAGUUUUGACUAUCUUACCACACGUAUCCGUAUCACACCUCGAGAUCUUCGAGGAACGAGGCUGGCGCGGGCGCCUACUGUUCAUUUCGUGUGCUCUCCUUCCCGUGCACAAUCCAUCGUGUCUGAGAUUCACGAGGAACCCAAAUGGAAUCCGAUCACCAUUUGGGAGCCAAUUCCGGAUCGGUGCGUUCCAGAGGAGCUUCCAGCUCUAAUCAAGGUCCUGCCGCAAAUUUCUGUCUUGAGUCCAAAUGCAGAGGAGGCGCUUAUGGUGUUGUCUAUGCCGCUUCCACCGACUAAGACGUCCAUAGAGAAGGCCGCACAAAUGUUCCUAGACUUUGGGUUAGGAAACAAGGGUAGGGGCUCCGUGAUAAUCCGCAGUGGUGAACUUGGAGCCUAUGUGACCACAAGGUCUGGUGGUGGUAAAUGGAUCGACGCAUUCUGGGCAGAUCAGGAGAAAGUUGUGGACGUCACUGGUGCGGGAAACAGCUUUCUUGGCGGGUUAGGAGCUGGACUGUAUCUCGCUCAAGGAGAUGUAUAUCAAGCCACUCUCUAUGCAACCAUUUCAGCUGCCUUCGUUAUUGAACAGGAAGGCUUACCCGAGAUGUCUGAAAUAGCCGAUAGUGACGGUUCUACAAGGACUCUGUGGAACGGGGACUCGCCAGAACGGAGAUUACGUCUGCUGCAAGACAGAUAAAGAAGAAUAACUAUCCGAUUAUGUAUAUACAACUACUACAAAAUGCCGGUACAAAAUAAAAAUAAGCCGUGGUAGAAUUUGGAUACUAAUACACGCAGACAGGCGCUGCUCACU